Molecule: messenger RNA, 8865 nt
Organism: Gymnodraco acuticeps
Lineage: Eukaryota; Metazoa; Chordata; Actinopteri; Perciformes; Bathydraconidae
Gene: znf646
Product: zinc finger protein 646
Exons: 4
Coding region: 1031-5611 (1526 amino acids)
Biological process (GO): regulation of transcription by RNA polymerase II
Cellular component (GO): chromosome
Molecular function (GO): chromatin insulator sequence binding
Source: RefSeq, a predicted model, not a curated record
GAAGCCACUGGGUUUCAUUUCAUAUUGGAAACAUGAAUGCCACAGAUUAUUUUGUAAUAUAAAGUCAAUGGCAGCUUUAGCUACGUAGGCUAACCUACAUUGGCUGUCAGGAACUGAGAUUAGCUUAAACUGUUUCACAAAAAACAGCAUCAGUGGUGGAAUGAGUACUAAGAUGAUGCACUUAUUUAAAAGUAAAAGUACUAGCAUCAACAUGUACUUAAAGUGCCAAAAGUGAUAAUGCAGAUCAGCCUAUUUUCAGAAUAUUUAUUUUAUGUUUUGAUUAUAACUAUUGAUGAAUUGAUGUUUAUCAAAGCUAGUCAAGUAGCAGCUUAUUUAAUUACUGUGUAUAUGUUAGUUAUAUGUGGAAGUUGCUCCAGGUGUAACUAAAGUCGUAUUUAAUAUUGCAUCUGUAGAGUAACUAAAUUGUAAUAAAUAAAUGUGGAGUAAAUACAAGUAAACGAUUUACCUCUGAAUUGUAGUGGGGUAGAAGUACAAAGUAGCAACACAUUUAAAUACCUAACUAAAGUAAAGUACGUAAAUGUAGUUACUUUACUUCACUCAGUGUGAUAGACAUGUUUCUAUUUAAGUUGAAUGUGGGGUUACUUUAACGCUGAGCCCCUCUGGUCAUAUUUCGAGGGGGAAGUAUUUCUCUGCUGCACAUUUCCUGUUCCUUAGCAACAAGAGCAAUGUGGAAAUGGUGAUGGGAGAAGAAAAGACAAUUGGAAAAAACGGGGUUGCCCUUUAACACAAAUAUAACGCUAUUUUCAAAUGGAUGAAUUAAGUAAUAUCUUCGGAGGCUAGCGUUGAACCAGCCCUUCUUUAGCUACCGGCUUCUCCUGAAUUCAAGCCAAUCCUGAUUGGGUAGAACUGGUUCUCAACGACCUCUGCUGUUUUACCUCCCAUGACACUUGGACCUUACUGUAAAUACCUACCUUCUGCGUAUAAGGACGAUAAAGGCAUCUGAUGCAUUUCCCUCUUGAAUAUUCAUGCAGUGUGUGUCUAGUGCACUUAUUUGAAACGUCAUCUUGUAAUGGCGGUGAAAGACCCUGGCAGGACAACAAGUUUUCCUUGCAAACAAUGCGACAUUGUAUGUCCCAACAUGCCCAGUCUGCUUGAGCACAUGGAUGCCCACCUUCAACAAGAGGAAGAUCGCAAAUUUAAAUGUGAUGAAUGUGGACGUGGUUAUAGACAUGCUGGUAGCCUAGCUAACCACAAAAAGACACACGAAGUGGGUUCUUUUCAAUGUAACAUCUGCGGUAAAGAAAACUCCAACUCUCUGGCCCUGAAGAGUCAUCUCCGGAGUCACAACUAUCAGAAAAAGUACUCCUGUGACCAAUGCGAAAAAUCUUUUCGUCUGGCAUCACAGCUAUCCACACAUGAGAGGGUUCAUCUUACCAGGCGAGUAAAGGACCGCUCGUAUAGGAAGGUAGACAUGGAAUAUCCCAUACCUGAAGAUGAUGAAAUAGAAAAUGAUCACCCCAUUGAGCAGUUGGCUGGUGUUGGGAUUUCUACAGAAAAUAGCCCAGCUGAGUACAAGACGGAUGUUGUUUAUAACGCACAAUCUGAAACGUCUGAUGAUGCAGCAGAUCGGCCUUUCAGAUGUGACCUGUGUGACAAAUCAUACAUACAUCAUCGAAGCCUGACCAAUCAUAAAAAGACUCACCAAGUGGGAAAGUUUGAGUGCACCGUGUGUUGCAAACUGUUCAAUAACAUGGCUGCCCUCUACAGCCACCAGAGAUCUCACAAGACGAGAAGCGGGACGGAACCAGAUUCAGUGGGGAGGUCAUACACUGCGGCACCACUGGACCAGUUUUCACCCCAGAGCCAGGAUGCUGCAGUAAACUUUUGCCAUUUAUGUCAGGUUCUAUUCCCCAAUGAUGAAGAGUUCCAGGAACACAUCCAAAUGCAUAACUCUUCUUCACUGUCAUUUGGGCUUCAAGAUACCUUGUCCGAGAAUCACAAUAUGUCCUAUGAAAACAGUAUUGCCUCGCCCGAGUCAAAUUUGUAUGCAUCUCCUAUUAAUAACGUUCCCUCAGUAUCAUCACUAGAACAGAUUAGAAGUAACGGUCAGAUGUACUCGGACUGCUCCAACAAUCAGACACCACCUUCCAAUAGUACUCAGGGAGAACCCUCAAUCAUUGACACAAGUAUUCUCAAUCCUCUCCUGACGCUUGACACUGACAGUGCAACUGCAAUGGAAGAGAGUUCAACUGUAGAAUCUGCUGAGCGCCCCUUCAAGUGUCAAAUCUGCAGCAAAAGCUACAGGCACUCUGGGAGCCUCAUCAACCACAAAAGGUCACAUCAGGUCGGGAUUUACAAAUGUUCCAUCUGCGAAAAGAGCUUCCCUCACCUGGCCGCCCUCAAAAGUCAUCUCCGUGUCCACAAAGGUCAGUCGUCAUCGUUCGGCUUCGACGCUGACGGAGACUGGCUCUCCUCAGAGCCUCUGACUCUGGAUAACCAACAGGGCUUCUCCGUUCAAGAGGAGGAGGAGGAGGAGGAGGAGGAGGAGGGGGAAGAGGAAGAAGGGGAGGAGGAGGGGGAAGAGGAAGAAGGGGAGGAGGAGGGGGAAGAGGAAGAAGAGGAGGAGGAGGAGGAGAAGGAGGAGGAGGAGGAGGAUGGCAUCUUCCCUCUAGUUGAUAUGAAUCAGGAGAAUGGAUUGGAAGACAGCAAUGGAGCUUUGUACCAUGAGCAAUUCAAUCCGGAUUUCCCCCACGAUAUGACUAUGCAUCUACCUCAUAAUGACCACCUGACGCAGAGGCACAUGUGUGCAGACUGCAGUGAGACAUUCGCAGACAUUGCAGGGAUUAAGUCGCACGUUUGCCCACUGCUACAGCAGCAGCAUGACACUACGAGCAGUGACUAUGAUAGUGUUGUACAUUUCCAGGACAGUAAUGAUGUUCAAAUUCCAGGGAGUAAUGUAGACUUCCAAGGUCUGCAUGGUAACCACGACCAAAGUUACUUUGAACAAAACUUCCAUGAGGAAAUAAGAAGUGAUCAGAUGAAUAGUUGCGGAGAAGGGGAUAACGCUGAUGAGGAAGAGGAAGAUGGAGAUCUUUGUCAGUGUUCUUUAUGUGGAAACAGCUACACCAGCAUGAGGGCUCUUAGGAGCCAUCUCCGAGGACACACACAGUCCCAUGGCACUCCUGCAAGCUCUGGACCUUCCUCUAUGUCCUCCCAUGAAGAGGUGAAAGACGAGGAGGCUGAGGAGAUGAUGAUCUGUAGCACAUGUGGGGAAAGUUUUGCCAACAGUCAAGACUUGAUCACUCAUCAGCUUCUACACGACAAAGAGCAAGUGGACAGUGUUAAUCAGUUACACAUGGACAAGAGCGGUGUGUCUGAAGCCAAGGAGGAUGUACAGAGUAUCUGUGGCAGCUGCGGCAUCUUCUGCAUCAGCUUCCAUCAUCUUACGAACCAUGGCUGCUCCACUGAGAGGACAGAGAAGUCGACUCAUACUGAACAGGAAAUGAAAGGGAAUGAUGUCUCCCAGAAUGAUCACACGACUGAUAACAAAGAGACCUUUGAUACUGAAGAUCGGCAGUACAAGUGUGAUCAGUGUGGGCGUUCAUACAGACACGCCGGCUCCCUCCUUAACCACAAGAAGUCCCACAAAACUGGUGUGUUCAGGUGCCUCGUCUGCCAGAAACGCUUCUACAACCUGCUGGCCCUCAAAAACCAUCAACGGUCACACUUUGAUAAAAAGAGGCAUUCUUGCAAUGAGUGUGGCAAAGCUUUCAAAAUUCAGAAGCAGUUAAUAAACCACCUGAAAAGGCACAAGGAGAACCAAGCCAAAAUCGAAGACCUAAACAACCAGAUCCAGGCCCUCAUGGAGAUGAAUGGGACCAGGCCAGAUGGAGGAAUGCAGUCCUUAACUCCAAACACCAAUCAGGCUUUUCCCUCCACUCGACGCCGCAAGCAAGUACUUGAAGGGAAGAUGGAGCAAACUAAGUGUGAGACCUCCAUCAAAUCUGAGAACACGGGUGACCAACGGCCUUUCGCCUGUGAUCAGUGUGGCCGUACGUAUCGCCACGCAGGAAGUCUGGUUAACCACAAAAACUCCCAUAAAACAGGCGAAUACUACUGUUCCGUUUGUAAUAACAAUUACCCCAAUCAGCUAGCGAUGAAGAACCACAUGCGCACACACUUUGCAUUGAAAAAGCAUUCUUGCCAAAACUGUGGGAAAGGGUUUAGGGGAAAGAAGCAACUAUUGGCCCACGUGUGUGCGGACCUCAGAAAGGAGAAGGCCGGAGUCAAGAAGGUCCUCAAACCGAGAGCCUUUAAGUGUAAGGAAUGUAAGAAGGCCUUUGUUUCUGUUGACAAGCUCACUACCCACACCUGUGAUGCACCACCAGGCAGAAGUGAGGCACAAACAAGUGUGACUCGGAUUAAAGAGGAGCGGCCUUUCAAGUGCAUGAUAUGUAAUCGCAGCUACCGCCACGCAGGCUCCCUCCUGAACCACAAAAACACACACAAGACCGGACACUUCAGCUGCACCUUCUGCUCCAAGCCCUUCACCAACCCCAUGGCUCUACGCAAUCACACGCGCAUCCACACGCAGAAGAAGAAGUACGUGUGUCUGACGUGUGGAAAGGCCUUCCGCCUCGCCAGUAUCCUGCACAACCACCAGAGGAUCCACAGCCGAGCUGCCAGUCACUUCAGGUGCUCUGCGUGCGGGAAGAGCUUCCAGGGCCGGUCCGGUCUGAAGAGGCACCACUGCCGCCGAGGGCAGGAGAACGCCCCGAGAGCCGGGGUGCAGCAGACAGAGCGCGGAGACAAGUGCUUCAUGUGUGACUUGUGUGGGCGCUCCUACCGCCACGCUGGCUCCCUCCUCAACCAUAAAAAGACACACUCCGAAAGCCUGCACCACUGUUCCUUGUGUCUGCAGACAUUUCCUGACCCUCUCACUCUACAGAUUCACUCCCAGAUGAGGCGGCACUGCUGCCCCGAGUGCGGCAAGACCUUCUGUCAGCUGGCUCACCUGCAGAGCCACAUGGAAGUGCACUCCAAGCCAGCGUCCAGCUACCAGCAGCACCAGGGGGCUCAGGACCCCUACCAACGCAGCGGGGAACAACCCGUAGACGACAUCGGCUGGGACUCAGGAAUAGAUCAAACCACGGGGAUGGACGGGAUGCUCAAGCCGGUUCCUCCCCCUCUCUCCCAUAUUCCAGAGAGCAUCGCUGAUUCAGAGAAGAGCAACGAGACGGAGGAGAAGAGCCACGUCUGCGAUCACUGCGGCCGCACCUACCGCCACGCCGGCUCCCUCCUGAACCACAAGAACAGCCACAAGACGGGCUCCUACUUCUGCUCCGUCUGCCAGAAGGAGUUCACCAACCUGAUGGCCCUCAAGAACCACCGGCGCAUUCACACGGAGCCGAAGCGCUACCAGUGUCUGGAGUGUGGCAAGGCUUUCCGAGUGUCCACUCAGCUCAUAUGCCACCGCCGGAUCCACACCAAAGAGAAGCCUUUCGCCUGCCUGCAGUGCGACAAGAGCUUUUCCAGCAAGUCCAACCUGCGGCACCAUCAGAAGCUGCACCAGAACACCCAGAGCUACGACGCGUCUUUUAGCAUGGAUGCUAACGCGUUUAUGGACUUGGACAUGGGAUCUUUCCUUUGAAAACAGAUUCCAGAGCGUACAAGAGACGAGGAUAGGCAGCCCUCUUAUUUAUCUGUUAUUCAUCCCUCUAUCAGUAAUUGUAUUUUUAUUUCCGAAGCUUUCGUUGAAGACAUUUCAUUACUGUCUUACCUCCUGGUGACUCAAGUCCUCCACAGGGUUUACUGGUCAGCUUCUGAUUAGGACUGAGGUUUUCUUUGAUCAACAGGAUACCAGAAUACACGGUGGCUGAUAAUAUAAGUCGCGGCUCAUUCCUCAAGGACAAACCAACCAAAGUGAUCAGAAAAGUGCAGCCCAGGUCCAUGACAGUACUAUCUUCUCUUGCUAUGUUUAAUUGUGUUCAGUGCCUCUGAAUGUUCCUUAGGAAACAAAGUAAUACAUAUUAUAUUUAUCUCUGACUCCUUUUGUUAGCUGCCAAAAGGACUGCUCACUUUCUUUUUGGAUUUCAAAAAUGGCAAGCCUGUUGUAAGUCAAAUACCUCUGGGCGUGUCCGAAGGGCAGUGGCAAAGUGAUUUUCUCAAUCACAUUAUCAAGUAAAUAGUCGUACUGCUAAUAAUAAUCACGUCAAGUGACAUAGUAUGCUUACAUAGUAUGUUUUUAUUAAUUUAUUCCUGUUAUGUGCAUAUUGACCAGCUUUUUUAUGAAUGUUGUAAAAAAAAAAAAAAAUCUGUCUUCUAAAACUCAUGUAGCCUUUAAGGAACGCCAUCAGUCGAUUUGUAUUUAGUUCUCAGUUACAACAAGCAGGAAUGAAUGAGCCAGGCAUCAUUGGCUGCACUCAGGGUAACCCUUCAAAAGGAACUCACCUGACGUGGUAAACAUUGUACAUAAUCAGGUUCACAACUGAGCAGUUUCUUUCCACGUGCCAUUUCAACUCAGACGUUCGUCACUCCAACAGUUAGCUGCAGAUGCACGUGUAGUGCAUGCUCACCCGUUAUAGUCCAUCUCAAUCCUCUGAGAAGCAUCAGUAAAGUGCCAGUGCCUAACAUGUCAAGUAAAGUGUAGCAGUAUCAUUUUAACAAACCUCCUCUUGAUAUAUUUCUUGUUAACUAAACCAGGGCCGGGCGAUACAGUAAGUGAAUACCUUGACACGGAUAUUUGUCUAGAUUACACAAUAAAAAAAUGUGAUAACCAAUAAUACAGUAAAGGCAAAUAAUGGAAUUAAACUUAUGAUGAAAUACUAUCGAUGUUAGGGCUGCACAAUAUUGGAAAAAAACUGACAUUGCGAUAUUUUUGAAUUGAAGAAAAGACGGGGUUUUUUUGGUCCGAAAACCAUCCUUUCUUGAACUUUAAUGCUAUACAAUUGUUUUUGUUUUUUUACGAUAUUUAACCGGAUGAAGGAUUUUAGUCACAGACUUCUGGAUCUUAAGUUAUCAGAGCAACAAGCUGAGCUAGCUCGGUUAGCCUGCUGUGAUCUGAUCAAGAAUGAUUGUGAUUGGUGGUUUGCUGUCACUCACUCAAGAACAGGAGAGCCGCGGGAGUUUUCCUUUUGUAGCAAGCUGCAAAAGAAUUGUAACAUGACGUGUUUGAGUUAAUUUGCCUACUUAAUAUCGCACGCCCUAAAAAAAACGCACGUCCUGCGAUGUGAAUAUCGCGCAUAACGCGAUUAUCGUCACGACGCGAUAUAUCGUGCGGCCCUAAUCGAUGUAAUGAUCUCCAAAAUGUAACGAUAUCCAGUUUCUUAUCACAAUAAUAUCAGUGUAGCCCUUCUGUAAACUAAUACAGGUUUUUUUUAUUGUCCGUUACAUCAUUUAUAUCCAUUUUCUGAUUUGUAAAUCUCCUCAGCCACAGUCAACAUCGUAAUGAGGUGAAAGUGGUUUAUUUUUGUAUUUUUUCCCUUUUUAUGAAUAAAACACACAUUCAUUUAAAAACAACACAUGUGGCCAAGCGCAGUAUCACCACAGACAGCGAGGGCUUUAUGGAUUCACAAGGACGAGCCACUUCCAUCUUCACUGUCCAGUUCAUGGACCACUUUACGCUCUGUGAAAAAUGUGCAAUUAUUUAUUCUCUGGGUUAUUUUUAAUAUUUUGUAGCCAGGUUGUCUAACAAGCCUGUUGGUCCUUUAGUGGUUUCUGUUCACAGAUCAGAAAUCUAGCAAAAAAGGAACUCCUGGGAAACAAAAUGAAAUCAGAUUUUUCUUUAUGCCUUAGAUAUUAACAUGUCAUGCGUUAAGAGUUUGUGUGGCACUGGUCAGAAGUAUGCAAUACCUCAUGGAAAGCCCUGCCUACCUAGCAACUGCUCCGUAAUGCCUCAUGCAGCUUAAUUGUAGAGAAUACACUGUAACAAAAACAGAUCAAUUGUAAGAAAUAAUAUAAAGCGUUCAUUCAAAGUUUUUUUUUGUAGUUUUCAAAAGCAGUUUUCACCAUAAAAUGUGUUUUGUCUUUUAGAGUUAUAUUUGCACAUUUGUAGAUGAGACACUUGUAGCCUAAGGAGGACAGGAAGUUAAUAAAAAUGCAGCCUGCAGCCCUUCGGUAAUUCACCUCUGUACGUUUGCGGGUCGUAAUAUUUAAGCAAUAUGCUGAAACUAUUGUUUCAGUGCAUGAGUAAAUGUCUAACCAUUGUAUCAGAUUCAGAUACUGACACUAGCCUUGAAAAAGUAAUCGCCAUCUUGGGUUUUUUCAUUAUCAAAAGUCCUGCAAAUAUCAAUUGAAAUGACUUGGAUUGAUCUAAGUGUAACAUGUUCAUGCACCAUGGUAGCCUACGUGUAAAAGGACACACCUGAGUUCAAACAUGUUUGUUUAACUCCAUCUGUGGCACUAAACCGGGUCCCUUCUCUGUCAUUGAAUCCACUUUGACUCUUUUAUGAUAUUUAGUCAAACUAUAAUAUGACUUUAUUAAAAGAAAAUUGACAAACUAAACCAUGACUUAUCUGACUUUCUUUACUUUUUUUUGUCGCACUAUACGAUUACUUUUUUCCGACAUGAUAUACUAUGACUUAUGAUAUUAUUCAAAAUGCUAUACUAUGACUUUUUUCCCCGUCGCAUUAUACUAUGACAUUUCUUGACCAUAUAAUCCUUUUUUAUGAUGUACUAACUGACUUUCUUUGACGUAUUAUGACUUCUCUGAUAUGUUUAAGAUGUUUUUUUCUGGUGUUUUCGACAUGCUAUCCUUUGACUUUUUUUCAACAUACGUGACUACGAUCUCAGACCUCUGUAAAUAUUUAGAGGAAAAUAUCGGUUGGAUCUAUGUACAUUCAGUUUUCCCUCAGCAGAAGAAAACUGCUGGAUUAGUUGUGUAAUUUAAAUAAAACAUAUACCACA